Messenger RNA from Alligator mississippiensis (American alligator), 2947 nucleotides. It is a transcript of the gene THBS3, whose product is annotated as thrombospondin 3. Gene Ontology annotation, molecular function: calcium ion binding; heparin binding. Lineage: Eukaryota; Metazoa; Chordata; Crocodylia; Alligatoridae. The record is from RefSeq and is a predicted model, not a curated record. The transcript has 23 exons. Gene Ontology annotation, cellular component: extracellular region. Gene Ontology annotation, biological process: cell adhesion. Bases 16 to 2877 code for a protein of 953 amino acids.
UCGGAGCGGACCAGCAUGGGGCUCUGCGCGCUGCUCGCCCUGCUCCUCCUCGGCGCCGCCGCCGCCGCCCGCCACGAGCUGCAGGUCAUAGAUCUGCUGAUGGUGACAGAGGCCCGGCAGAUGGUGAACGUGGCACACAAGAUCCGGACAGAGUUGCUGACGGUGAACGACGCCUACCUGCUGUCUACCUUUCGCUUGCCCCCCAAGCAGGGCGGUGUGCUCUUCGGCCUCUACUCCAAGAAGGACAACACGCGGUGGCUAGAAGUUUCUGUUGUGGGGAAAAUCAACAAAGUCCUGCUGCGAUACCUGCGGGAGGACGGGAAGCUGCACGUGGUGAACCUGCAGCACACUGGCCUGGCGGAUGGACGGAGCCACACGGUGAUCGUGCGCCUGAGUGGGUUGCGUGCCGACGCCCUGAGCGUGGAGCUGUAUGUCGACUGCAAGCAGGCUGAUGCCAGCGCGGGGCUGCCCCAGAUAGCAGUUGUGCCCCAGGCCGAGCUGGAGGCGGUGGAGGUGCGCACGGGCCAGAAGGCCUAUCAGAGGUUGCAGGGGUUUAUAGAGUCGAUGAAGCUGAUUCUGGGAGGAUCCAUGAGCCGCGUUGGAGCCCUGAGUGAAUGCCCUUUCCAAGGCGAUGAGUCCAUCCACAGUGCAGUAACCGGGGUGCUGAACUCCAUCCUGGGCGAGCAGACCAAGGCCCUGGUCACGCAGCUGACCCUCUUCAACAAGGUCCUGAUGGAGCUGAGGGAGGAUAUCCGUGACCAGGUGAAGGAGAUGUCCCUGAUCCGGAACACCAUCAUGGAGUGUCAGGUCUGCGGGUUCCAUGAGCACCGCUCCCGCUGCAGCCCCAACCCCUGCUUCAGCGGUGUAGACUGCAUGGAGACAUACGAGUACCCCGGGUACCGCUGUGGGCCUUGCCCUCCUGGCUUCCAGGGCAAUGGGACACACUGUGCUGACAUCAAUGAGUGUGCCCAUGCCAACCCCUGCUUCCCUGGCUCGAAAUGCAUCAAUACGGCGCCCGGCUUCCGCUGCGAGCCCUGCCCCCGUGGCUACAAGGGGAACCUCAUCUCAGGUGUGGGUGCUGACUACGCCAAAGCCAGCAAGCAGGUUUGCACCGACAUUGAUGAAUGCAAUGAUGGGAACAAUGGUGGCUGUGACCCGAACUCCGUCUGCACCAACACGAUGGGCUCCUACAAGUGUGGCCCCUGCAAGGCGGGGUUCCUGGGCAACCAGACGGUGGGCUGUGCCCCACUGAAGUCCUGCAGCAGCCCCACACACAACCCCUGUGACAUCAACGGAUACUGCAUGUUCGAGAGGAACGGUGACAUCUCUUGUGCGUGCAAUGUGGGCUGGGCCGGCAAUGGGAACGUGUGCGGGCGGGACACAGACCUUGACGGCUACCCAGAUGAGCCGCUGCCCUGCAUCGACAAUGACAAGCAUUGCAAGCAGGACAACUGCCGGCUGACGCCCAACUCGGGGCAGGAGGACGCUGAUAAUGACGGCAUCGGGGAUCAGUGUGAUGAUGAUGCGGAUGGUGAUGGCAUCAAGAAUGUUGAGGACAACUGCCGGCUCCUGCCCAACAAGGACCAGCAAAACUCAGACACUGACUCCUUUGGGGAUGCCUGUGACAACUGCCCCAAUGUGCCCAACAAUGACCAGCGGGACACAGACAGCAACGGCGAGGGCGACGCAUGUGACAACGACAUUGAUGGCGACGGGAUCCCCAAUGUGCUGGACAACUGCCCUAAGGUCCCCAACCCACUGCAGACAGACCGGGAUGAGGAUGGCGUUGGGGAUGCCUGCGACAGCUGCCCUGAGAUGAGCAACCCCACUCAGACAGACAUGGACAGUGACCUGGUAGGAGACAUCUGUGACACCAAUGAGGACAGUGAUGGGGAUGGGCACCAGGACUCCAAGGACAACUGUGCCGAAGUGCCCAACAGCUCCCAGCUGGACUCAGACAACGACGGGCUGGGGGAUGACUGUGACAAUGAUGACGACAACGAUGGCAUCCCUGACUACAUUGCUCCUGGCCCUGACAACUGCCGCCUUAUUCCCAACCCCAACCAGAAGGACUCAGAUGGGAACGGGGUGGGUGAUGUCUGUGAGGAGGAUUUCGAUAAUGACACAGUGGCUGACCAGCUGGACGUGUGCCCGGAGAGUGCCGAGGUGACGCUGACUGACUUCCGGGCCUACCAGACAGUGAUCCUGGACCCCGAGGGCGAUGCCCAGAUCGACCCCAACUGGGUGGUUCUGAACCAGGGCAUGGAGAUUGUACAGACCAUGAACAGUGACCCGGGCCUGGCUGUUGGCUACACGGCCUUCAACGGGGUGGACUUCGAGGGCACCUUCCAUGUCAACACUGUCACGGAUGAUGACUACGCUGGCUUCAUCUUCAGCUACCAGGACAGCUCCAGUUUCUACGUGGUCAUGUGGAAGCAGACAGAGCAGACGUACUGGCAGGCUACCCCCUUCCGGGCCGUGGCUGAGACCGGGCUGCAACUCAAGGCGGUGAAGUCCACGACGGGCCCCGGCGAGCACCUGCGAAACGCGCUGUGGCAUGCAGGCACCACCCCGGACCAGGUCCGGCUGCUGUGGAAGGAUCCGCGCAACGUGGGCUGGAAGGACAAGACCUCGUACCGGUGGCAGCUCAUGCACAGGCCCCAGGUGGGCUACAUCCGGGUGCGGCUGUACGAGGGCCCGCGGCUGGUGGCGGACUCGGGCGUGAUCCUCGACAGCACGAUGCGGGGCGGCCGCCUGGGCGUCUUCUGCUUCUCCCAGGAGAACAUCAUCUGGUCCAACCUGCAGUACCGCUGCAACGACACGGUCCCGCAGGACUUCGAGCCCUUCCGCCCGCUGCUGCUCGAGGGCCGCGAGUGAGACGGCCCGGCCGGACUCUCCAGGCUGCGCCAAGGGCCGUCGGGACUCCCCGCAGCGGCCCCGGCCCCAC